UGCAAGUGUUCUUUAGGCGUUGCGUGACAUCUCGAAGAACAGCAGUGAAAAGAAUUACCAUUUCGAUCGAGGACUGCGAAGUUUCAAGGUUUUAUUCGAGCCUCUUAAACGGUUCUUACAACAGCAAGAAUGGAGAAACGAAACGAGUUAAGCGAUGGCUAAAUGAUAUUAAAUAGUAGUGUUAAUCCCGGCUUUGAACGAAUGCGCGCGCAUCACUUUCGUUAGAAUCACUUCUUGUGCCACCCUGAGCCGACACCCUGCUGCUUGUUUUGUUUUUGCACUAAGGACCCGAGUUGGUUAUAGAGAAAUCGAGCAACCGAAGAUGACCUUCUUGAUUCCAUUUGCAGCAACGUUUGGCCUGGUAUUUGUUGUGGGAAAUCAGGCAGCGCUUCCGGACGUCGGAAAAUGCACAUUUAUGGAAUACUAUUGUAAAGCACGUGACUGUGAGACAGAAUUCUUUAUAGAGCGGCGAAAGGAUCCUAAAGGAAACUGUAGUGCUCAUCACGAUGAAAUGCUCAAUUGUGCCACAAACACUUUGAAUUCUUGCUCUGAUGCCAACUCGCCAUCAAGUCUCCUGAAAGCACAAAUUGAACAAAAUUUCGGAGUAGAUCUCUUGUGCACUAAAGGCGCUGUAGAUACCCCAGCCAACAUCUUUGGUAAAUUGCUUCCGACUUUGCCAUGCUCCGGAUCUUUCAACAACGAAUCAAGCGCCUGUGUGAAAAACUACCAUGAAAAAUUUAUUGCAAAUGCAUCGGAUCCUGCUCUUUGCAAGGGACAAGCUGAUGCAAAGAAAUGUCUGAAGAAUCUGAUGAAGUCUGUCUGUAGCUUUCCCUCUCAGAUCCAGGAAAUCUUUGAUCUGAGUCUUAGUGACCACAAUCCUUUCUGCACCAACAAGCGGGAUCCUGGGGCGACUGGCAAUGAAAUAUGUGAUGACGUGGUAGUAAAUACUAGAGAUUCAUCCGCUGGUCGCAUAAGUUGCGCAUUGAAGGCACUUGUGCUUUCUUUCUUGUUGGCGUUAUUCUUGGCGAACAUGUAAAACUGGGAGGCCAGUUCCGAGAUUACUUAAUUGCGUUAGCUACAAAGAUACUUUUCCAGAUAAUUUUCCUUACGAAAUUCUAUCAAUUUCUUUGCCGAGCUCAAAACUGACCAUCUUUCUUAUUUCUAUCUACAAACAUUACGCCAUCGACAUUGCUGAUCCUAGCAGUAGGCAGGACGCGUUUCAUAUGAACUUCGUAAAAGACCUCGCUCACCGUGGAGUCUCAGUGGCUCAGUGGUGGAGCAUCAAAGCGCGGAAUCCGAAGGUCUGAGGUUUGAUUCCUCAUGGGGACUCAGAAUUUUUUCUUUGUCCCACGCUCGUGACAAAACGAAAACAUCUUUCUGUAGUGAAUUUUUAUGUUUGGAGCUUAUCGUAUUGGGUUGCAAUUACAACAUUUAGAUAGCA
Molecule: messenger RNA, 1441 nt
Organism: Pocillopora damicornis (cauliflower coral)
Lineage: Eukaryota; Metazoa; Cnidaria; Anthozoa; Scleractinia; Pocilloporidae
Source: RefSeq, a predicted model, not a curated record